Molecule: messenger RNA, 1115 nt
Organism: Danio rerio (zebrafish)
Lineage: Eukaryota; Metazoa; Chordata; Actinopteri; Cypriniformes; Danionidae
Gene: gng3
Product: guanine nucleotide binding protein (G protein), gamma 3
Biological process (GO): G protein-coupled receptor signaling pathway
Cellular component (GO): plasma membrane; heterotrimeric G-protein complex
Molecular function (GO): G-protein beta-subunit binding
Source: RefSeq, marked provisional
AGACAGAGAGAGAGAGAGAGAGAGAAGGGAUAAGAAAGAAGAGGAGGGAGAGAUAUCACCACAAGUGGAAUACAGCAAGGGAUGAAAGGAGACACCCCUGUGAACAGCACCAUGAGCGUCGGUCAGGCCAGGAAGCUGGUGGAGCAGCUGAAGAUUGAAGCCAGUUUUUGUCGAAUCAAGGUGUCUAAGGCAGCAGCGGACUUGAUGGCCUACUGUGAUGCCCAUGCAUGCGAGGAUCCUCUCAUCACCCCUGUGCCCACUUCAGAAAACCCCUUCAGGGAGAAAAAGUUCUUCUGUGCUCUGCUCUGAGCAGGACGCCCAGGAUUAGUCUAAUUUAGAUGAUAACGAUUUGUGUACGCACAUCACACAACACGACACAACACUCGACGAGACACCACAAGGAUAAAUCAAUCCCAAAUUAACGUCCAGUAAACACAAAAGCGGUCCUAAAUUUCAUCAACUGACAUCGCGGAGGCCAGAGAUUUAUAUAUUUAUGUUUGUGAGGAUAUUUGAAUUCUUUAGGUUUUUUUGGUAAUCGAUGUUCCUGCUCAUUAAGGGGACAAAUUAACAUCAUUGUGCAAAAUGAUUGGAUGAAUAUGACACACUGAUAAACACACAUAUGCAAGCACACAGUUUUUUAAUCCAGCAAAAGGAAAUAGGUGUGGGUCCGGGUAUGUCAAAGUUUAUUAUAUUCGAGACAUUGGUUAUCUUCUUCUCAUAGUAUUCUAUGGCGAUUUACGAUAUUCUGUAUGUAUAUUUUGAUUUGUUUUUUUAAUGUUUUGUUUGAGGUGGUUAUGUACGCUGGUAGAAAUGUCUGGUUAACUGUUAGAGCUUUUCAAGUUUAGAUCAUGGUGAGACUGGUGAUACCUAUUGUACACACAAAUACCACCAGUACAUAGCACUCCUAUUUAGGAUUUGUAAACUGAAGCUUGUGUCAUAAAAGGUUUAAUUUUUAUGACCACUUAAGUAAGUGGUGUCUAGUCUCUAAGAGUUGGAAAUUAGCUUACAAAAAACAACCAUUGAAGAAAAAAUGUCAGAAAACUGUGGUCUCAAGUAACGGAUUAAACACUGCAGACAGAAUUUAAUGAAGGAAUGAAUAAAGAUUUUAAACAACA